Trypanosoma brucei brucei TREU927 is the source of this 2637-nucleotide messenger RNA. RefSeq lists its product as uncharacterized. Gene Ontology annotation, cellular component: U2-type prespliceosome; nuclear speck; commitment complex. Lineage: Eukaryota; Euglenozoa; Kinetoplastea; Trypanosomatida; Trypanosomatidae. The record is from RefSeq and is a predicted model, not a curated record. The coding region runs from base 1 to 2637 and encodes 878 amino acids. The transcript has a single exon. Gene Ontology annotation, molecular function: poly-pyrimidine tract binding; pre-mRNA 3'-splice site binding.
AUGGGGCGUGAUAGUCGCGGAGACCGAUACGGUCGCAGGGACGAUGUUGUUGACCCUCAUGGCGGUUCCCGGGGCGGUGGUGAGGCGUCUUCAUCUCGCUACAGUCGCUAUGCAAGGACGAAACGCUCGCGAUCUCCCCGUGGAGGUCGCCGGAAUUCAAGUGAAGAGCGAAAACACCGACGGCGCCGCAGCGAGAGUGUCAGUCGGCAGCGCCGGCGUCGCGAGGUGAGCGGGGACAGUGGGAAGAAGGGCCACCGCCGCUCACGUUCACGCUCACGGUCGCGCUCACGGUCCAAACCGUCUUCCAGGCGAAAGGAGGGAGGGGAGCUCUCGCGUUUCAAAACGGUAGACGUAAAUGAGCUUCUGCAGUCUCCCACUCCCGAUCCAUCUGCUGUUCCUAGCAACUCCUUACAAACUCAAAUAUUAUUCCAGUUACUGCAGCAGCAGCAGCAGCAUGCCGGUUUAUUGAGUGAUCCGUUACCAGCGGCAGUGGCGAUUCCUCCGGUUGAAACAACACCAAUGAUCAGCGUUGGCACAGUUGCCGGUGCUGUGCAGUCGGCGUAUCCGUUGCAAACAGACGGGGAAGUCCCUCAGGAAACACUUAUUGAUCAACCGGCGCCAGCGAAAGUACUUCCAUCUGUCGCGGAUUUUGUCCCCGUCAUCCCGAAGAGCUUAGUUGGGCUGCUGACCACCCCAGCAACCGGUAGUAACGUUGAAUCCGGCGGCGCCGACGUUUCCGCGGCAAGCGGUGGAGGAGCGAAUGGUGGUACGUGCGGUGUGUUGACAACGGCAACUGGGGCGCUCGCAGUCUUGCAAGCACCAAAACUUUCCCCAGAGGCGGAGCGCCGGGCACGUGAGGCAAGGCGGGCCCACAUUUCGUGCUUCCCACGAGGCACGACGCAACAGGAACUUCUGGACUACUUCAGGACCAUCAUACCGAUAGUUCGCCGCAUUCGAGUGCAGCGUGAAAUGGACCGGUUAACCGAAGAAGCGCGUGCAAAGCUUGGGAACGACGCGGAGGCGGAAAAUAUUGAGCGUCGUGAGAUACCACCCAACGCUGUGAUUGAUGUUGACCGUGUAAUUGAUCUAGCAGUAAAUAGCGCAAAGUCAAAACCCUUUGGAUUUUUGGAAGUCAGUCUUGCUGAUCUUGUGACAGAAUUGGUUGAAGAAUCCGUGCGGGACCCGGAUCGCUUUACCUUUGUUGCUGCUGAUGGAAAACCGUACCCUAUCACCAUCCGUCGUCCACGAGACUACCAGGAGCUUCCAGGAGUAGAUCACCGAAAGGUUGUGAUGCUUGGUUUCCCACCAACGCUCCCUCUGGAAAAAUUGCGGCUCGUGUUUGAGCAGUUUGGACAACUGCUUGCGUUUGAUGUGAAGGAGGGUAUGGCCUAUGGUGAAUUCGAGAAGGAAGAAGAUGCCGUUGAGUGUGUCCGUGAUUUGCAAGGAGAGGUGUUGGGUAACCGAGUGGUUGUGCUAAUGCCGCUUUAUGAUUGGCUUAAAGUUGUUUGUACUCAUGCCGACAUUGAUGUUUCACUUGACCCCGACGACCCUGUAGCAGGGACGUCGCUUUUGGCUAAAACAAACCAAAACGAUGGUGCCAUCGUACCGCUGCUUGCUGAAGAUGUGGAAAAGAAGGAGGAACCCGUAGACCACAUGAAAGAGCUACUGGAGCUUACGGUCCACCUGCCAGACGUGAUUCUGCACUUUUCGAAGACGUUUCCACAUCUUAGGUCACUGUACGGUAGCACAGUACCGAUUUUCCCCACCCGUAUCCUUGUGUUAAUGAAUCUGUUUGAUGAAGAGGAACUGGUGUUGGAUGAGACGUACGAACGACUUGUGGAAGAAGUCUCCGAAGAGGUAGAAAAACACGGGCGCGUAAAAUCUUUAAUCAUUCCUCGGAGGACACCCCCUCCACUCCCGCCCAAACUUCCAAAAAAUGUUUUGGCUUCGCGAACGGGUGCUACAAAGAAUUCGGAAAUGGGACAACCCAAGCACUCGCAGAACGACGAUUCUGAUGGUAGUAGAAAAGACUAUGAAUUCGCUGCUGAUCCUACCGCGCCACCCAUGCCUUCAAAUAUUUCUGUUGGGCGUGAGGAUGUCCAAUCGUUUCGCGGCGAUAAUGACGGAAUCAAACAUGAUCAAGGAGACGGAAGUAAUUUAAAUACUAACAAUGACAGUAUUAAUGAUGAUGAAGAUGAGGAAGCGAAGUAUGAGCGCGAGAAAGCGGAGUAUCUCAAGGCGCGGGAAGCUUACACAGAGAACAUACUGCACCCAAUUCACGGCGGAUUAGGCCGUGUUUUUGUGGAGUAUGAGUCGGUGGAUGAGGCAGCCAUUGCUCAACGGGAGAUUGCUGGUCGGUUGUUUGGAGGCCGCACCGUUGUAACGUCUUUCAUGUUUGAAGAUGUACUAUAUCCACCAACCACUGAGGAAGAGGAAGCGCGGGCUGAAGAGAAAGUACAGCUCUACUUGGAGUCAAUCGGAGCGGGGGAUGGUGAUGAAGGCGAAAAUGUUGGCAACGGUGAGGCGCAACCGCAUGGAGGUACCGAAGAUGGGACGCAGACAGGUGCCUUUGAGGAGGGCCAAAACUUGCCUUUGAAAACGGAAGGUGAUGACGGUAUCGCAGGUAUUGACGGUUAA